AUGUCUUCCGACAGCAGCGCUUUCGUCGACCUCACGUCCUCGGCUGGCUCUUCUCCUCGUUUCGCUGCGCGUGGUACCCCUGCCACCGUGUCGACUGUCGAGCUGACUGAUCCUUCGCUGGGUCUUGCCGGUGUGCGGGCCUCGCUGAGUGCGCUGCAGCAGUCCCUCGACCAGGUCGAGGCACUGCGCGAGCUUCGCUCGGAUCACGAGUUUCUGCGCCGCGAGUUUCUAACUACACGACGUCGCGCGGAGGAUCUGGAUCGUCAGCUCACCGACGCGACCAAUGCUGCGUCGCCGUACGUACUCUUCUGUCAGCACAAGUACGAUGUGGUUCGCCACAUGCUGGAAUCCACUCGGACGGAGCUCGCCGAGUGCAUGACUGCGUUGCAGGAGCGUCUCGACAACUCCUGCGAGCUCGAGGCUUGCCGCCUUCGGUAUCGCGAUUUGAAACUCCGCUACAACGAAGCGGUGUCAGAGUUCCAAGAUCGGAUCUGCACCUUGGAGGCACAGCUGGCUGCCGCCUCUUCCUUUGGCGUGCUCGUUCCGCCCGAUACAGCUCGUCGCAUAGCGGAUCUGAAGUCCCAGUUUGCACGGUCCCAGUCUGAUUUACAAGUCGCGCGCGAUCGUCUGUCUGCCCUCGCUUCGGAGCUUCGCGAAUCGGCUACGUCCCAUAAGGCUGCUCAGGCUGGGGUAGCUCGUCUCGAAGCCGCGAUCAAGCGCAAGAACUGUCGCCUUCGCACUUUGAAUGACAACUAUGAGCGUCGCCUGAGGGUCGCCGACACCACGAUCGACACACAUACCGCCGAGCUUGGUCGCUUGCAGGAUCGAGUAUCAACACUGGAUCGGGAUCUCCCGCAGGUUUCCCAGCGCGUCCGCGUGGCGAUCUCUCAGAGUGAUCAAGCCAGGGCAGAGCGUAUCGCCAACCAGGAUCGUGCCUCAGCGGCUCGCGAUACUUUCGCCCGGCUGGAAAAACGGAUCAACCAAGUCGAGAAGUCUCAGAAGUCGCGUCAAGAUCUCGAGCUCGCGCUCGCUACGCUUCAGUAG
Messenger RNA from Phytophthora nicotianae INRA-310, 1044 nucleotides. RefSeq lists its product as hypothetical. The transcript has 3 exons. NCBI's taxonomy places the organism in Eukaryota, Oomycota, Peronosporomycetes, Peronosporales, Peronosporaceae. The coding region runs from base 1 to 1044 and encodes 347 amino acids. The record is from RefSeq and is a predicted model, not a curated record.